UAUGCCAAAAUGUGGAGUGACAAACUUUUUUUAAUAAUUUCUUAUUAAAUCCUGCUAUUCAAAUGUUACUUAGCAUCUGUUAAACAUGUAAAUCAGUAGGUCACCAUCUGACAUAGAGGAUUUUCCUUUCAGUUCCCCUCCUCUCUCGCUCUCUCUCUCUCUCUGUCCACCCCGCCUCCUCUAUCUCUCUCCCUCUCUCGUCCCUCAGUUCUCAGAGUCGCUGGUUCAGGAUGGAUGUCUCGUGUGCGCACAAGCCAUCACUGAGUGCCGGACUGCGCCGCAUCCCGACGGCAGCGUGUGCAUGAGUGUGCGCGUGCAUGCCCGUGUGCAUGCGUGAGAGAGGAGAGUUGCGGGGGAGACGCGAGCGUGUGUGUGUGCGCGGGUGCGAUCGGGGCAAAUCUCUGUGGAAUCUCUCACGCUGGAUGUUUAACCAUCACAGGAGGCUCGACUGACGGCACGUCUGCUCUCACGGACGAACUCCAGACAUGGCAGACCCUCUCACCGGGCUGACAUCUGUUCUCAAACCCUGACACAACCCUGCACCGCCGAGAGAGACGACAUGAGCUGGUCAUCUCUCCCUCCUCUUCAUCACGAUCCUCAUCACUGAUCUCUGUCUGGAGGAACAAUGGUGAGCAAGGAAGCCGGCAAAUGCGUGCUCACCAAUUCCGAGUCCGACUCGGAGGCAGCGACGGCUUCUAUGGCCCUGGAGGUCAAAGGGCCGUCGGACGACAGUCGGCACGUACGCAAGCGCAACAAAGCCCUUCAGGUACGCUUCAAGGACAUCUGCGAUGCCCAAAACGAACAGGCGGCUGCGGCUCGUGGAGGGAAGCCCGUCUCUUAUAAGGUGGCUUAUCGCAAGUACAUGACUGUGCCGGCUCGGCGGUCUAUUCCCAACGUCACCAAAAGUACUGGAGUGCAAACAUCGCCGGAUCUUAAAAAGCGUUACCAGACUUUUCCAUUCGAGAGAAAGAAAGGCCACACGGUCAAGCACGCCGCUGCUGUGGAAAGCAGUAAAGAUCAUGAUGACGGGUUUGUUAUUGACGUAAAGCGUGCAAAAGCUACAGAAGGGGGGGGACAUAACGUGAGAAAAACCCGAGCAUUAUUGCACACCAGCAAGUGCAUCGCAACCAUCGAACAACAUCCACCAACCAGGGACUGUACAGAAAGAGCAAACGCACUGUGUUCGGACGCUUUGGUUUUACCUUGUCCGACAGACGGGACAGCAGCGGGAACGGACAACUCGGACUAUCAGAUCUGUAGCGUUAGAAGUAAACACAGCAAGGGCUUCCAGACGGAAUCGGAAAUGGAUCGCUCAGGCAAGCUGCAGUUGUUGAACUCCACGGACAGCAGUGGGAAUAUCCUCCAGGACACGUCAUCUAAAGUAUCAGGACCCAUCACGUGGAACUCUCUUACGCAAGUGGAAUGCUUGGAGAGUCCGACCGAGCGCAACAAACGCAAAAAGGCACUGCAUCUCAACGGCCUGCAGGCGCAGACGUUGCCACGGGCCAGCUGCACGACGCAGGUUCAAUGCCACGUGGGCACACUGUCCGCUCGCCCGCUGCGUGCCAUGGAGGAUGCGGCUGUAGCCUCGGUCACCAAUGCACCCGUUCCCAUGCCGGCGCCUCCUUGCAGAGCCGGCGCAGCUUCAGGAAAUCUACAAACGGAUAAUGAGACGUGCAAGCAGAUUGUACCCGUCCAUCAGGAUGGGGAUGUUAAAGCACAGCUCCAGGCCAUGGAGAACAUGAUCAGCUCCAGCCAGGAAACCAUUAAAGUACUGCUGGGUGUCAUUCAAGAGCUGGAAAAGGGAGAAGCUCACAGAGAGGGACUCUCCUAUCGGACCGGACAGGACACGGUCAACUGCGACACGUGUCGGAACAGCGCAUGCAUUAUUUACAGUGUGGAGCUGGACUUUAAACUGCAGGAAGAUAAACUACAACCACUGAUGAAGAGACUUUGUCCCGUGGAGGAAUCUCUGUUCCCCCCUCUCUCGUACCCUCAGGAGAUCAUCAGCUCCACACCCAAACGCAAGUCCAAAGCCGAGUCAAAGAAACAUGCCCGCUGGAAACUCUGGUUUCUGUCAUGAACAACUCACAAACCUCUGCAGGAUUACACAGCGUUCUGCUCGACUUUAUUUACUUCAUAAGAUGGAGUUUAAUGACUGGAUGCAGCGUUUCAGAAGCAUCGAUUCCUCUUGCUUUGUAACACCUGUUUUGAUCAGGAUAGUUCACAUUUGCUUUUAUUGCCAUCAGUACUUUUAAUAUGGUUGCACUUGGAUUGAGUACACAUCAGCUAGCAUACAGAACGUGUAUACUUGGGGGAAAAAAUAAAAUUUGCUUAAGAAAAAAAGGACUGUAAUGAAUCCUCUCAUGCAGAACAGCGUGAAAUUAUUUGAAGCUGAGACGGCCUGGAUCAAUAACAAAUCCUUCUUUACAAAAUAUAAUUUCUUCUCCUGAUUUUUAUAGACGCUCCUGCUGAGAAUUUGGAAAAUCAGGUGGAUGUUUUAAACAUAAAAGGCAAUUUUAAUGGAAGGAUGCAAGCUUUUAUUCAGUCUCUUCUCAUGGAAAUUACAACAUUAAAGCAAAGCACAAGUCUUCUGACGCACUGGUGAUAUCUCACCGAGGACUUCUUUAUGGAUUUUAAGGAAUAACAUGAGAGGGACAACUUUCCAGAGGACAUAAUGACUUCCUGACCAACGGUGAAAUUCAUAGCAAUGCCUCAUUCAGGAUUUAUAUGGAAAUAAUCGCUACAAGCCUCUGUGAAUUUACGAACUUUCAUAUACUAUUAUUACUUGGAAAAAUAUGAAAAACAGUAUGACUUAUUUUUCUAGAUUCAUAUUAAUCAAGCAUUUAAAGAUUUUCUAGAUACACUAUAUAAACUUGUAACUCGCUUAAAGGUUUAUUGGAUUAUUGAAAUUAUAAGAUACACUUUAACCCUUAAAGUUUAUUUCAACUUUGUUUUUAAAAAAUACAACUAUGUAUGAUUUUGGGGGGAAAAUUUGACAGGAAAUCUCAACCAAUCACCAUAAAGUGUGUGAUGAUUCAGCGCUCACUUCCAUUCAUACAUGCACGGUUGAGGAUGUUACAUACAUGACCUCCGACCUGCAGAUCUGUAACCAUGUCAAAUUAACAUCUUUGCACAACACAAAAAAAUACAAACAGGGCUACGUGGUUUGUAAAUAAGGGAAGUGAUAAGUAAAUAAUAAGUUUGUUUUUGAAUUUAUUAGGCUAUUAUUCAUAAAUUCCUGUUUAUUAAACCAGAAACCCUAGAAUGUGACAUCACAUCAAAGUCGCCAGACAGAGAGAGAGAGAAAGAGAUCGAGAGACAUUUAGUUGAUGAGAAACAUGGCUGAAUUUCACAUAACACACCUGAAAACCAUUAUGGCUGUACGUUAAUAUUAUUUUUGUGAUUUAGUAAUAAAUUGCCAACAUACACAACAUUAAAUAUUAAUAAUAAUAAUAAUAAUAAAAUGAACAAAAUAAGUCUAAUUUGCUUAAAAAAAUAAUAAUUUCUUAUUCUUUCCUCUGCUUGUAUGUGAGCAAACACAAGCUGUCCUGACAUUCAUGCAUAUGCACCAGAGAGAAAUCAAUCAAACAACAGAAGAAACUGAUAGACAGAUGAAAGUAUCACGCACAACCUUAAUCUUCUUUACGAAACAAUCCUUACACAUCUCUUAAUCCUUCAGCUAACACAAAUCACAGUUUACAAGAAAUAGACGCCUUGUUUUCUUCUAACAACAUUAAAGCCACAUACACACUGCAAUGUGACAAUCACGUCAUCAAUAUUGAAUUAGGAUUGUGUGCGGGUAAAUAAUACCAGAGUCCUGUUCACAGCGAUGACCACAGCAAACACACACGGCUACUCAUUAAACACUGGAGAUAUAUUAUCAAAUGGCCAUUGUUAGUAUUGACCAUCGACAUAAGCUGUGUGUUUGUUGAGACUUUAUAUAAACUGCUGCUGGUAACCAGCGUGCUCUCUCAGGACUGCAAUGUAUGUGUUACCCCAAAACCUCAAGACUGACUUUUUUUUAAACAAAAAUUAGUUGAGCAAGUAGGGGUGAGCGGGGCACAAACUAACACAUGGUUAGUUGUAACGCAGCUAAUUUACAUAUUUCAACAGGGCCGAGUAAUCUGUGCUUUUGGUCUUUUUCUAUUGCAGUCAGAAGAUCUCGUGUGAAUUUGUAAAAAGUUUUGAUGUGUUUUGGUUAAGAUAUUGAACGAAGAGUGUUUUGGAGGCAUAAAAGUACAUUUUUCGUCGUAUGUUUUUUCGAUUUCUGAGUUGGGUGCGUAAGUCACCAAAUCCAACCUUAUAUUACUUUAAUCACUGUCUUGUUACCUAAAACAUAACAGCAUUUUGAAACAUGUCAGCCACUGCUAGUAACUGAUAGCUGGGAUUGAAAACAUUUUACACAGCGGGGCUAGUUGUCACACAGUGUUACAAUGAAGCCUCAGGUAUACAAUGAUAAUAAAAUAAAAACAAUGUAAAUACUAUUCAUUAAAAAGAUAACUGUUAAUACAUUAUCUGGGAAAUAACUCACAAUUAUGAUUUUUUGUCUUCCCUAUCUAUUUAUAUCCAUUGAUGCAUUAAUACAAGGAUGAUUAGAUGAAGGUGUGGAUAUCUAUCUAUUAUAGGUUACAAUGAACCCCACCUAUGGGGUAACGUUUGCACUCCUGUCACUUUCGGUGUAACUGUAUGAUAGCGGUAGAUCCCACAAACAAAAUUUUAAGUGUUCAUUUGUAGCAGAGAUGUGUGUGUUGAUGGUGUAAAAAAAUGAUUAAUCCAACUUACAUAUUUUUUGAAUGAUAGAGCCGAAGUCAAAAAGCGUUAGGUUGUGCUCCGCUCUCCCCUAUAUAAAGAAUCAGUAUUGAAAUCUGUCUCCUACUGUACCUCAAAUUUCAAAGGUAAGCUUAUAAUAAUAAUUUAUAAUUUAAGCUGUCAGGAAUUAAA
This is a messenger RNA of Misgurnus anguillicaudatus (oriental weatherfish), 4944 nucleotides long. RefSeq names its product inhibitory synaptic factor 2A. The record is from RefSeq and is a predicted model, not a curated record. NCBI's taxonomy places the organism in Eukaryota, Metazoa, Chordata, Actinopteri, Cypriniformes, Cobitidae. Gene Ontology annotation, cellular component: postsynaptic density. Gene Ontology annotation, biological process: inhibitory postsynaptic potential.